CCCAGUCUUAACCUCCUUAUCUCUCUCUCUCUCUCUCUCUCUUCCCAAAAUUAAUACACACACACAUUCUCUCUCUCUCUCUCUCUCUCUCUCACAUUCUCACCCACAGACAGAGUUUCUCUCUCUAACUCACUUUUCUCUGUUCCUGGAAUUUGGGGCUCUUUGGUUGUUGAAGCAGAGUUGGCACCUGGAGAUCUUCUCCUUCAAAUGGCGAACAGCUUCCACAUUAGCAACGGAGAAGCCGAGCUUCCCAAGCCGCCAUCGGCCUCGCUGCUCACCACGUCGGCUUCCUUCAAAGCCCGCAAGAAGCCCAUGAGCGCCUCCGCCGGCUCCGGCGCCACUAGUACCUUAUCCCGAGCUGGCUCCCAAGUCGAUGACAUCGUCACCCUCUUGCACGGUUCCGAUCCAGUUCGCGUCGAGCUCAACCGCCUCGAGAACGAAGUUCGAGAUAAAGAUAGGGAAUUGGGUGAUGCACUUGCAGAAAUAAAGUCGUUGAGGAAUUCAGAACGCCUGAAAGAGAAAGCAGUCGAAGAGUUGACGGAUGAGCUAAACAAAGUGGAUGGAAAACUUAAAGCAACUGAAGCCCUUCUAGAAAGCAAGAAUCUUGAGAUUAAAAAAAUUAUUGAUGAGAAAAAAGCUGCUUUGGCUGCACAAUUUGCUGCAGAAGCUACACUUAGAAGAGUUCAUGCUGCACAGAAAGAUGAUGAAAUGCCUCCCAUUGAGGCCAUUAUCACUCCAUUGGAAGCAGAGCUUAAGCUGGCAAGGCAGGAGGUAGCAAAGUUGCAGGAUGACAAUAGAGCACUUGAUCGGCUAACAAAAUCCAAGGAGGCUGCUCUACUUGAGGCAGAGAGAACUGUUGAGAUUGCUCUAGUGAAAGCAUCCUUGGUUGACGAUCUGCAAAAUAAGAACCAAGAGCUAAUGAAACAGAUAGAAAUAUGCCAGGAGGAGAACAAAAUCCUUGACAGGAUGCAUCGACAGAAAGUUGCUGAGGUUGAAAAGCUAACUCAAACUGUUCGUGAGCUUGAAGAGGCUGUUUUGGCUGGUGGGGCUGCUGCCAAUGCUGUGCGUGAUUUCCAGAGAAAAGUGCAAGAGAUGAAUGAGGAGAAAAAAACUUUGGAACGAGAGGUGGCUCGUGCAAAGGUUUCAGCAAAUCGUGUUGCCACUGUAGUUGCGAAUGAGUGGAAAGAUGGCAAUGACAAAGUGAUGCCUGUAAAGCAAUGGCUUGAAGAGAGAAAAUUUUUUCAGGGAGAAAUGCAACAGCUUCGAGAUAAACUGGCAGUAGCGGAGCGCACUGCCAAGGCAGAAGCCCAAUUAAAGGAAAAAUACCAAAUGCGAUUCAAAGUUUUGGAAGAUAGGCUUAAAGCAUCUAAUGGUAGUUCUCGAACAGCCUCAGAAUCUAGAAGCCUAAGCAACGGGCGUUCAAGGCGCCAGUCUCUUGGUGGAGUUGACUCUAGAUUGCCCUCCAAUGGCCAUUCAUCCAGGAAAAUUGCAAGUCCGCAAUUUGGUGCCCAGCGUUCCAGCAGUGCUGUUGCGCUAUUAAAGAAUUCCAAGAUCUCAUCUAGAUCAUUUGAUGGUGGUAGUAGAACUCUGGAUAGAGAUAAACCAACACCAGAUGCAUUAGGGAAAGACAGUGCACCUAACAUUGAUAGGGAUGACUCCCGAAUGGCUGAGAGAAUUGCUAAGAAUGAGGAGAGUACAGUUGGAACUUCAAUAGAGAAUUCCAGAACAGAACAUGAAGAUUAUGUUUCAGGAAUGCUGUAUGACAUGUUACAGAAGGAAGUUGUAUCUUUGAGGAAAGCUUGCCAUGAGAAAGAUCAGACCCUUAAGGACAAAGAUGAUGCAAUUGAGAUGUUGGCGAAGAAGGUUGACACAUUGAACAAAGCAAUGGAAGUUGAGGCCAAAAAGAUGCGAAGAGAAGUCGCCACCAUGGAAAAGGAAGUUGCUGCUAUGCGUGUUGGCAAGGACCAUGAACAGAGAAUGAGGCGCCUUAGUGUUUCUAGAACAGCUGUAAAUAGUUCUCAUUCACUUUCUGCGAGGAAUGCAAGAAAGUCAUAGGUCAUUUUUGUCUGGCUGUGACACAAGGACAAGACAAGGGCAGCAUUUUUCACUCUUGGGCUCUACGAUCAACAUGGCCGGCUAAAGGUCAAGGCCACUAAGGCCUGUGCCUAAUGCCCCACAAAAAGAAUGAGCAAAUGUAAAAAUAUCAUGUUAAAUAUAUGAUACUUAUAUAUAUAUAUAUAUAUAUAUAUAUAUGUAUGUAUUUGUCUCUAUAUAACAUUUUAUCUGUUGUAUAAAAUAUAUUCUUUUUCUUGAAAAUAUAAAAGUUUUGGGGUGCAUCCAGUGACA
Ziziphus jujuba (common jujube) is the source of this 2346-nucleotide messenger RNA. RefSeq names its product microtubule-associated protein 70-1. Lineage: Eukaryota; Viridiplantae; Streptophyta; Magnoliopsida; Rosales; Rhamnaceae. The transcript has 11 exons. Gene Ontology annotation, molecular function: microtubule binding. The record is from RefSeq and is a predicted model, not a curated record. Gene Ontology annotation, biological process: cytoskeleton organization. The coding region runs from base 208 to 2055 and encodes 615 amino acids.